Suillus paluster is the source of this 2666-nucleotide messenger RNA. Its product is annotated as urease. The transcript has 11 exons. The coding region runs from base 87 to 2585 and encodes 832 amino acids. Gene Ontology annotation, cellular component: urease complex. Lineage: Eukaryota; Fungi; Basidiomycota; Agaricomycetes; Boletales; Suillaceae. Gene Ontology annotation, biological process: urea catabolic process. The record is from RefSeq and is a predicted model, not a curated record. Gene Ontology annotation, molecular function: nickel cation binding; urease activity.
CAGUCUUGAGCGCACGUCAAUUGAGCAAACAUCUCGUACAGCUUUCGUACAGCGAACCUGUUCCAAACUGCGGGGUAGAGUUCAGAAUGCAUAUCCUGCCGAGAGAACAUGAGAAGUUGCUCUUACAUCAGGCCGGCUUUCUAGCCCAAAAGCGUCUCGCUCGAGGCAUACAGCUCAAUAUCAACGAAGCUAUCGCUUUGAUUGCCUCUCAGUUGCAGGAGCGUAUACGUGAUGGACAGCAUUCCGUGGCUGAGUUGAUGCAGCACGGGAAGACCUUAUUGGGGAGGACUCAUGUCUUACCUAGCGUUCCACCCCGUCUACACGAGAUACAGGUAGAAGGAACGUUCCCAGAUGGCGUAUUCCUAGUAACUGUGCAUGAUCCCAUAUGCACAGAUCAUGGCGACCUGGAGGCAGCGCUGUAUGGCUCGUUCCUUCCCGUACCUUCACAGGAUAAAUUCCCAGCCGUGGAGACCACAGUCAUCUCCCGCGAAAGCCUUCCAGGAGCUAUCAUCGCCAGGAAAGAGAGGAUUACUAUUAAUAAAGGACGCACACGCAUCAGGUUGAAGGUGACCAACAACGGUGAUCGUCCCAUCCAGGUGGGGUCUCAUUACCAUUUCAUCGAAACCAAUGGCGCCUUGGAGUUUGAUCGGGUCAAGGCUAACGAGAUGCGUCUUGAUAUUCCCGCUGGCACUGCUGUCCGCUUCGAGCCUGGCGACAUCAAGACUGUCACACUGUGUGCUAUCGCGGGCAAAAAAAAAAUAACUGGCGGCAACUCGAUUGUCACUCGCAUGGGGGAUGCUCUGAAGAAGGGUACUCUUAUCGAGAAAUGUUCACUACUAGAGGCUUUUUGCCACUACCCGGAACCUGAUGCGCUCGAAGUACAUGAGGACACCACCAUUGGCCGCGAAGAGUACAUCUCUAUGUAUGGGCCCACAGUCGGUGACCGUGUUAGGCUCGGUGACACCAAUUUGUGGGUUGAAAUUGAGAAAGAUUACUCGGAGGUUUGCAAGUCUAUCCGAGAGGGCAUGGGCCAGAUAACAAGUAUUCGCUAUCUCGAGCCCAACCUUGACCUGGUCAUUACCAAUGCAGUUAUAAUUGACUGGACCGGGAUAUACAAGGCAGACAUCGGAGUAAAGAAGGGCAGGAUCGUUGGCAUAGGCAAAGCUGGCAACCCUGACAUCAUGGCUGGCGUCACCCCUAACAUGCGCAUCGGCUCCUCAACAGAGGUCCUUGCGGGCGAGAAGCUCAUUGUGACUGCAGGCGCUAUUGACGCGCAUGUGCAUUACAUCUGUCCGCAACAAGUCACCGAAGCGCUCGCAGCGGGUACGACAACUAUGAUUGGGGGUGGGACGGGUCCGAGCGCGGGAACCAAUGCUACGACAUGCACGCCAAGCCCAUUCUAUAUGAAGACUAUGCUUGCGGCGACGGAUGGGCUGCCGAUGAACUUUGCGUUUACCGGAAAGGGGAAUGACACUGGAAGGCACGCAUUGGAGGAUAUCGUUCGCGCAGGUGCAUCGGGCUUGAAAUUACACGAGGACUGGGGUUCCACUCCAGCUGUGAUCUCGAACUGCUUGGAUGUUGGUGAUGAAUUUGAUGUUCAGGUCAAUAUCCAUACAGAUACUCUCAACGAGAGCGGUUUUGUGGAGACUACGAUCAAGGCAUUUGGUGGUCGUACCAUCCAUACGUACCACACGGAAGGCGCAGGUAUAGGUUUUGAUAUCAUCGUGGUUUGCGGUUUGGAGAACGUCCUUCCUUCAUCCACCAACCCCACACGCCCUUACACUAGCAACACUCUAGACGAACACCUUGACAUGCUAAUGGUUUGCCACCACCUCGACAAAUCGAUUCCCGAGGACCUGGCAUUCGCAGAGUCUCGCAUCAGAGCAGAGACAGUAGCAGCAGAAGACGUCCUGCACGAUAGCGGUGCGAUAUCCAUGAUCAGCUCUGACUCUCAGGCUAUGGGGCGUGUCGGAGAAGUUACUUCUCGGACAUGGCGUACUGCAAGCAAGCUCAAGGAGUUCAAAGGUCCGCUGAAGGAGCUCGAUGAUACAAGCGAGAAGGAUAAUGGACGCGUCAAGAGAUAUAUUAGCGAAGUAUACGAUCAACCCGUUAGUGCGAUCACGCACGGUAUCAGUCACCUCGUUGGCUCAGUGGAGGUCGGAAAGCUCGCUGACCUUGUGCUUUGGAAGCCGGAAAACUUUGGCGCGAAACCUGAAAUGGUGUUGAAAUCAGGAGUGAUCGCUUGGGCUCAGAUGGGCGACGCAAACGCUUCCAUUCCGACUGUACAACCAUCCUAUGGCAAACCGAUGUGGGGUUCCUUCCCUCCCGCAGCCGCGCUCAACUCAGUCGUGUUCGUCUCCGGGAUCUCCAUCGAGACUGGUACUAUUGCUUCAUAUGGACUCUCCAAGCGAGCGGAGCCUAUUUUCAACUGUAGGAAUGUGACCAAGAGAGACAUGAAGUGGAAUGAUGCACUGCCGAAGAUGACUGUUGAUCCAGAGACCUAUGAGGUGAGGGCGGAUGGUGUUUUGGCUGAUAUCGAGCCUGCGACCACGCUACCGCUCGGGAAGGAGUACAAUUUCUUCUGACCGCGGAAAAGAAAAGAUCAGAAGCGUGUAUAUUACCUGUACUAUGUCAUGGCGGGAUUAUGGAAUUGCUGAACCCUUGAA